AAUUCUCACCAGACAUUUUAUACAGCAUCGCCGUCCGACUGAUGAGUCUCUGCAAAGUAAGCGCAAUGUUUUCUCCUGCCUAAUUUAACUUGAAAACUUUGAUCUGCAAAUACAAUUCAACUUCGUAGGAAUCAUCCAAGACAAUGACUAACAGUGUAUUGGGAGUAAUUCUAAUCCAGAUUCUGAUAUCAGGUCAGAUCGGAUCAAUCCAAUCAGCUCCUCUCUCCUCCUACUUGGUAUCUUCAUUUACACCUCCUGAUACUGACUUCAACCUACCAUUCAACCACAUCGCCAUCAACAACAUCACUGGAGACAUCUAUAUAGGAGCACGAGAGAGGCUCUACCAACUCGACUCUAACCUGGCUCUAAAAGUGACGGUGGAUAAUGGAAAUUGUGAUACUUCUGAUAAAGACAACAAACUACUUACUACCGUGGUUACACAUCAUAUAUAUAAGCUGAUCACAUGUGGCUGCCAGAAAGGGAGUUCUCUCUGUCAGACAAGGAAUCCGGUAAAUAUAUCACUGGACCUGAUAGAACUAGCUGAUACCCCGUACAUUGUGGCAAUGGGAGACGUGUCUAUGUCUACUGUUGGUGUUGUUGCUCUCGGUGCUGACUUUGAAGAAGAUGAAAUUACUAAACAUGGUGAAUCUUUGUAUUUUUUCAUUGCGAGAAGUGGUGGGGGAGCUGCUUCUGCAUUCAGAUUCAUUUCAAAGUACAGUCUCGCAGACCUUCAAUCACAACAACAAAUACCAGCAAAUAUCCUUACUGACGAUUCGACAAGCUCCAAACAUAUUAUUUCUUACGAAGAUUUUUUAUUCGUUUUUAUAUCAAGAGACGAGGAAACUUAUUUAGGACGUAUUUGUCGUGAUUCACCCGACCAAGACUUCGCAUCGUACACGGAAAUAAAGCUGGAGUGUGGGCAUGCUGGGUCCCAAAAUGUUAUUCAGUCAGCUUACAUUGGACCAGCAGGAUCUGAGUUGGCUAAAUCGAUGAAUAUUAGUACAGAGGAUGGUGUACUGUACGCAGUAUUCUCAUCUACUUCGUCUUAUCUUUGUGCGUAUAGGAUGAUCGAUGUCGAGCAGACCUUCGAAGAUGCCAUCUUCGGCUGUAUUCAGGGUACUGGCACUGGCAUCGCAAAUAGCUUCAUUUCUGACGACAUACACAGAGGUGGAAGCAAAUGUGAAAAGUAUGCUAACGGUGAACUGCCACAGCAUCCAUUCCGAUGUACAGGUAGAAUUCCAGAAGAGGACUCCCGAAACGGCUACUUAUUGUAUAAGUAUGUCAGUGCAACGAAUCCUCUUUCUGCCUCGCCUAUUUCCACCAUCCCUGAUGUGAUAUCAACCUCCAUUGUGACAACCGUAGAAAGACACCAUACUGUAGCAUUUGUAGGAGAUACGCAAGGAUAUUUUUAUAAGGUAGAGUAACCCAAGGGGUGCCAGUCAAAAAUGUUGCUGUACACACGCGUGUACAUGCACAUGUGUUCAGCAAUAUAUUUGACUCAAGUCAGGACACUUAAAGUCACCUGACCUAAAGUCAUGUUCGUUAACUUAGAAUGUUUUCGACAUCGGAGAGUACUAUACAGUGCGACCCAGAAAAAAAAACGAAACCGAGAUUAAGGAAUGAUUUAUCAUAACUUUAUCACUAAUACAAUAGAAAAUGACCUACCAAUGCAAAGCUUAGAAUCUCCUCUUUCAUCUGAAUUACUUAGAUUAUUCCUGAUUCGCGCAUGAGCGAACAAAAACAAUUUGAAGAAAGGAUACCAAAAACUCAUUUGGCGGUGGUAUCUGAAUUUCAAAGAGAAAAUCACAUUUCUGAAAAGUCCAAUAUCUGCUAUUUUAUUUGAUACCUUAAUCACAAAAAUUGGUCAAGAGGUAAGAAAGUUCUGUUCCCUCGAAAAAAUGCUUGUAUUUACAUAAUUUCAUUUAAGGCGGUUUUCCACUAGGGUGCGGAUAAGACCAGGAAGGGUUGCGGAAGCAACUUUUGUCAUUUCGGCAUGCUGUCCGCAACCAAAUUCCGUAAAAGAUUAUGCAAAUUAUCUUGUCCUAGGACACGACCAGGACUGUCUGCGUAUUGGCGUAGGACAUUCCUGGGACUGUCCUGGGACAAGAUUAUCUCAAUAAAUUUGUCGGCGUUCGGCGCGGACAGCAUGCAGAUCGUAUUAAGACAGAACCGGAGACAUUUAGGACAACGUCACGAGUGGUAAAUUCAAGAACGAGGACAAUCAGAAUAAUUUUCAGACAACUUGCGAAUGCUCCAAAAAAAUUAUCGUUCAUAUAUUUUUUUAUGAAUUUAGGGUUGUUAUUUGGGGUUUGGGGUGCGAUUUUUUAAAAAGAAACAUUGAUUGUGUUAUUAAAUCAGAUUUAGGAGCAGGCGAGAAUGAAGUAAAUCGACUUGAAAGUACGCUAUUUUUAAACAUUUCCGACUACAAAGACUAUAUAAGAUUUUCUUUUAUUUCAAAUCAAAUUGCAUACAUUGGUGGAAAUCCCAGGGGUACGCGUCCCCUCCCUUUUUGGAAAGGGGAGGGCAUUUGAUAUCAAAUGCCCCCCCCCCCCACACACACACUUUUUGUAACGAGCAAACAAGAAAAUAUGGAAAGAGAG
Lytechinus pictus (painted urchin) is the source of this 2600-nucleotide messenger RNA. RefSeq names its product plexin-B1-like. Gene Ontology annotation, cellular component: plasma membrane; semaphorin receptor complex. The record is from RefSeq and is a predicted model, not a curated record. Gene Ontology annotation, molecular function: protein binding; semaphorin receptor activity. Gene Ontology annotation, biological process: semaphorin-plexin signaling pathway involved in axon guidance; regulation of cell migration. NCBI's taxonomy places the organism in Eukaryota, Metazoa, Echinodermata, Echinoidea, Temnopleuroida, Toxopneustidae. The coding region runs from base 144 to 1424 and encodes 426 amino acids. The transcript is spliced from 3 exons.